Molecule: messenger RNA, 4031 nt
Organism: Paramormyrops kingsleyae
Lineage: Eukaryota; Metazoa; Chordata; Actinopteri; Osteoglossiformes; Mormyridae
Product: BTB/POZ domain-containing protein kctd15-like
Biological process (GO): protein homooligomerization
Molecular function (GO): protein binding
Source: RefSeq, a predicted model, not a curated record
GGCCGCAGGCAGGCUGCGAGGGCGCUUUUUGCAAUGGCAGAAUGCAUGUCGAUAGACGUCAUUUGCUUUUAAUGGCCCACAGGAUAUUUGGCGUCGAGAUGCUGCUAUACGUUAUCGAAAGGACGGAGGGAGACGCGGCACGAAAAGACUGUCCACGGAAAUCUGCAUAUUCAAUACCGUAAUUUUGUACAGAUACUUUAUCAACAAGUUAUAGUGCUUCCCCGUAAUAGCGGUCUAACUCCAAGGGAGAAGCGUGCACUGCAUUACUUAUUUGAGAACAGAAAAUGUAGUUGGAAAUGCCCGAGGAAAUAUUACAUCAGACGAAAUGACAAUGAUUAAAAUCUGUUUUUUUUCCACUAUGUCUAUUGAGCGACGUGACACUGGCCUGAAACUGAACAACACUAAAACCGUUAUCCCCCUGCAAACCUAGAACUUGAACCGUUACAAGGACCGAUGUUUUUUCUCUCUUUUGAAGAAAAAAUAAGGGGAAAAUAAAGGGGGUAAAAAUCACCAAUGAUUCGGUGUAAUCGUAAUCAUCAUCGCGGCAGGAAUAUAGUACUUUUUCAUCUUGAAAUUAUCUUGGGCAAGAGUAGGGUUGAGCUAAUUGUAGCCUAAUCCUUGCCCCAGAGGCGUUUGGAAAGCCCGGAGCAAGAAUUCUUUUUUAGCUCUCCUCUGUUAUUUAGAGACGGAUUAUUGGCUUUCUCUUCUCAUAACAGACACGGCCGUUUUCAUUUUAGCAAAAAAGAAGGACAAGAAGCUAAAAAAUCUCGCAUCAGGAGACAGGCGUCCGUUUAACGUGUACAUAUUUUAAAUCUGCGCAAACAAUAAAGCUGAAAAGGGGGAAGGAAAGGAAUUCUUCUUAUGUUCAAGGAAGGACGGAGCAUGUCACGCCUAUCUUUGACCCGGUCCCCCGUCUCUCCGCUGGCCGCGCAGGGGAUCCCUCUGCCGGCUCAGCUGACAAAGGCGAACGCCCCGGUGCAUAUAGACGUUGGGGGACACAUGUACACCAGCAGCCUGGCCACCCUGACCAAAUACCCGGACUCAAGAAUCAGCCGCCUAUUUAACGGCACCGAGCCCAUAGUGCUGGACAGUCUGAAGCAGCAUUACUUUAUCGACCGUGACGGCGAGAUCUUCCGGUACAUUCUCAGCUUCUUGAGGACCUGCAAAUUGCUCCUCCCAGACGACUUCAAGGACUUCCAGCUGCUGUAUGAGGAGGCGCGAUACUACCAGCUGACGCCCAUGAUCAAGGAGCUGGAUCGCUGGAAGCAGGAGCGCGAGCAGCGGCGGCUGGCCCCUCCCUGCGACUGCCUGGUGGUGCGCGUCACGCCCGACCUGGGCGAGCGCAUCGCGCUCAGCGGCGAGAAGGUGCUCAUCGAGGAGAUCUUCCCCGAGACGGGUGACGUCAUGUGCAACUCGGUCAACGCCGGCUGGAACCAGGACCCCACGCACGUCAUCCGCUUCCCGCUCAAUGGCUACUGCAGGCUCAACUCUGUGCAGGUUCUGGAGAGACUCUUCCAGAAGGGCUUCAGCGUGGCGGCGUCCUGCGGGGGCGGAGUCGACUCCUCCCAGUUCAGCGAGUACGUCCUCUGCCGUGAGGACCGCCGGUGUCAGCCCCUCAACACGCCGAUCAGAAUAAAGCAGGAGCCCCUGGACUAGAGCAUGCUGGGAAAAGAACUGGCACUGAGGUGGACUGUGACUGAACAGAGCAGGGCCACCUCCUCCAUCCAAUGAAAAGGAUCAACGAGGAACACUUAUGUACUAGCGUUUUGUUUUGAGCGGACAGUGCCAGCCCCAAGGAACUUGGAGAACUGAAGGGAAUGUAAUUAAAAAAAAAAAAAAAAGAACGUAUACAAAACAUCUUGAUCGUGCCAGGAACACCCAAAGAAGUUCAAGCGAGGGACUGAUCUCUCACAGGCGAGCCCCCAUCCUCGGCUCUGCUUUAGGGGCGCGAUGAGCUGCGAGGUGGGACGUUUGGGACAGAUUCUGCAGGGGAGCCGACGCCCCCCACUUCAGCGUAUCCCAGCGUGUCGUCCAGUCCUGUCCAUGUGCGUGUUGUGUGGCGAUGCGGCUGAAAGUGAACAGCGCCGGCAUGGGGGCAGACGUCCCUGGCUCUAAGCAUGCUCGCUCUUGGAGAACCCCAAAUGUAGCUGAGGACUACUACCCACUCACAGUCCACUUGACCUGGGCUUUAUAUAAAACAACCCCCCCCCCCAUUCUAAAUAUGGAAUCCAUUGUUUUGUUGGCUGUUUAUAUAAACUAGUGUUCUUAUCAAAAUUUGCUUGUAUUCCAGCCAUGAUCUAUGGCUUUGUUUUGUUUUGUUUUCCAUAUGAAGGAUUUCUGCACCUAGAUUUCAAAAGUCAUGGGACAUUAGGGCAUAAGUAGGGGUUGCUUGGUGCUCACUCUAAAAACACUAUUACGCCCCGAGGCUGCAUGGAUGAAGCCGCCUGCCCGAUUGUUAGAACAGGACUGCAGGGAGAACCUGUGUUCUCCUUUAGCUGCAAAGCGAUUUCAAAAUCUUCACUCAAGAAUAUGCACCAGCUACUCUAGUACAGCAGGAAAGCUACCAGCACGGUAUUAUCUUAAUUAGCCACAGAACAAAUGGCGUAUGGUCUUCUGACAUUUUCACGUUGGAACCCCACACUGAAUUGAAACAAUAUCCAUGUGCUCUUUUGUUAAACAUGGUACAGGUGUCUGAGAGAGGACAGAAAACACCAGUGUUAUUUUACAGACACUGCUCUCUGUAUGUCUGGAGGUCCAUGACAUGAAGCAGUAGAGCUUUGUGCUGGUUUCAGUGACCCAACACCCAGCAUUUAAGUAUAGGAAGUACCCCCCCUCCCCCCCAGAAUAAAAUACCCAACCCCCUGAUCUUCAUCGUGUGGGACCCAGAGUGUCUCUGGGAACAAUCAAUGGCCUCCAUCAUUGUGGCAACCCCCCCCCCCAGGCCGGCAGUGCUCUGCCUUCACUGUAUAGCAGGGGGAGGGGGGCUUGAAGCGGGCCAUUGUACCUAGGCAGAUCACAGCCUGAGGGGACCUUUGGAAGUAGAGCAGGGAGAUGGAUCGGGUCACAUGGUUAUCCAGCGGACACUCCCCACCUGGGACUGAAGGCACUUUGCAAAGCCUCCCCCCCCCAUGUGGAUCCCCACUGAUAACCCCUCAGUUAGCAGCUUGCGGCUCAGUUUAAUCAGAACGGCUGUGGGGAGAACCGCCAUCAAGUUAACGAUUUACAGGAGUUAGAAAAGGCCCCCCUUCGUCAAGGCAGGGCGGAGCGGAGUACGCAGAGGUGUGAUCCCUCCGUCCGAGUCGGAGAGACUGAGCUCCUGAGAGCGGCCCAUAGGCCAGCUUCGCACUGAGGAGCAGCCAGCGGACCUCCGAGAGGCCACCUCCCCACCUCCUCACCACAUCAACACCUACACGAAAAACUCAAGCACACAUACGAAAAGAGAAUAGAGGGGAAAAAAAAGUCUAAUUUUCCACUUGUUUUUGAAGGCCGCUCUUCUGAAUGAUGUGUAGAAUUCUAUCUUACGCUUUGUUUAAAUGGAAGAACUCCAGUUAUGGAAAGAAGUGUCUCUUAUUUGAUAAGAUGAUGAUGAUGAUGAUGAUGAUGAUGAUGAUACUGCAUCACAGGGGUCCCUGCUCACUUUUUUGUGCUCCGUAGUCCAAUAAUUAGUCACUCAUAUAGUCUUUCGUAUAAUGAAAUGUAUUAGGACCCUAGGUUUGAGUGAGCUUUUUUGGUUAAAAAUAUAUUUAAAAACAAACAAACAAACAUGCAGACAGAUAACGAGAACCUCAAAGUCCUAUUUUCAUUUUCCUGGGAAAUCAGAAAUAAAAAAGAAAUUGCAAGCAAUAUGUUGUGUAAAUAUGGAUUUUCUAAAAGCAUUUCAAAGUUAUACUAAGGUGCAAAUGUAUAUUAUUUAAACAGAAUGUUUUAACAAUUAGACUAUAGUAUUAAGGGCAUGUGUCAACCUGCAGUGACUCCAUCUUUCAAUUUUAUUUGAAUAUUUGCAUUAAUAAACGGAUGAACUGUUUAUUUAA